ACUGCAAUCAAACUGCAAGCAUGAAGCAGCAGCACUUUUGAGUAGUGUACCUCUCACUUGACUGCACCUCUGCUACCGUACAUGCAAUUUCUAUUUCUGGUAUACACAAAAUGGCGGAAAUCGAUAGACAAAAACAAGUCACCAAUGCUCCUUCCAGUAUAUAUUAGAGUUCAGUGGUGUAAACAAGCUGCGAGUGGCUGGGGGUACGUUACAGGAGUGCGACUUUAUUGUGUGUGAAUCAGCGUUCGCAGUCACCGUUGUCGGAGGUGUUUGCGGUGUGUUCAUCCUCUGGUGAGACAACUCCAACUCUCCGUGUGUGUCCGCUCUCGGCUGCUGGCACUUACCAUGGCCGACCUGCCCACUGAGAUGCCUCCCGAGGAUCUGGUGCUCUCGCACCAGGUGAACUUCAGUGAGCUGUCAUCUCGGCUAGCCUUAGGUGGCCAGCUGCUGCUUCUGGAUGUCCGGCGCCGGGACGAGCUGGAGCAGACAGGCUGCAUCCCGCGCAGCCUGAACGUGCCGCUGCAGGAGCUGGACGCAGCGCUGGCACUGCCGGACAACCAGUUCUGCGCGCAGUACGGCUUCCCUAAGCCGGCCCCCAAGGACGAGCUGUGGGUGUCGUGCCGCUCGGGCCGGCGUGUGCGGCUGGCCGUGCCCGUGCUCGACCGCCACGGCUACAACAACGUCAAACUGUACCUGGGCUCGUUCCUCGACUGGCAGGCGAACGGCGGCGCCGUGGAGCCGUUCGUCGCUCCGAAGGAGGCCAGCGCCGGAGGUGACUGAGGAGCCGGAUCACGGUCAGGUCACAGAGGUCACAUAGGGGACCAGGGCGAGUGCGGUAGGAUUGGGCUCACAUACAAGGUUUUUAUUAGUCAGUAGUGGGCAGGAAGUACGGUCAUAUAUAGUAUAGUGUGAGUGAGUAGGUAGCGGGCUCGACAUUAACAUACGGACGGUAGUGGGCUCGAAGUUUUCGUAUAUUUUAUUGUGUCGGGUAGUAGCUGAGCUUGGCAUGGGUUGUAACAAAUGUGCUAUUUUAUAGAUUAACUCGGUAGUCAGCAUACCUAACUCUGGGAUUGUAUGGUGUCAGUAAUGGUAUUGCAUUAACCCGCAUCACUAAUGUAUCGGUAGUCGCCAGUCACACCACCUAACACACUGAUUCGGUCUACAUAGUUGGGUCGGUGGUCGCACUAACACUCAGGAUGGUUAACUAGUUCGUGUCUAAGCUUUGGGGUGGGCGGGGGUUGUGGGACUGUUGGCGUCGCCUCCGACUGUAAGUUUCGGCGUUGAAACUUUGGCAUGUAAACGGUGUCUGGAUAACCUGUCGACAACAUUUACUCCUGCCAUUGUCAAUGUUCAAAGAACCCCAGUGUCAUAUAAACUAUUCCCUGCCACUCUUAAGUUAAUAAUCGUGAGUUAAAGAUAUGAUGAUAUGAUAAUGAUAAAUGAUAAAUGAUAUGAUAUUUACACAUAUUUCCGAUAAUCGUAGGCUUGUUGAUGUUUUUUAAUAGAAGUUUUUAUCGUUUUGAACGUACAAAGGAUGUUAUUAUAUUUUGUGGUGCACAAUAUUUCCGCUGUGUCUUGUAUGUCACGUUUUUAAAGUUUCGUGCAUAUUCCUUGAUACACAUAGCUCAUUGCUAGUGCCUUAUGAAGUGUGCCUCACGAACUGUAAACUGAAGUGCAAUCGAGACCGCCCUUAUUAUCCAUCUAUGUAGUCAUUAGCUGAUCAACUUUAACCAACAUUGUUUUCGUGAAUAUUGAAAGUGCCGGCGUUAAUUGUUAAACAAUAUGCCACUGUUGCCCAUAUAUUUUGCCACUUUUCCAGUAAACCGGCGAUGUAUUGACGGUUCGUCUGCCGGUCGUGGGCGCACCAUUUGUGAGCCCAUAUGUGUGGAUGUGUGGUGUCAUUUAUACAGGUGGUGGCGACUUGGCGAUGUCGGUCAAUACCGGGCGCUCGCUCCACCGACUGGGGUCGAUGAUUCCCACUGUAGGCGCUCCAGUCUCGGUGCCGCUCCGUCCUCGGCUCGGCAUAGUGUGUGAUGAAGCCCCCUAGCUCGUCCAUAAUGGGCUCGUCGGUGGGUGUGUUCGGCGGUUGUCGGUUUUUGGCUUUUUGGGGAACUAACCGAAGACGUGAAUAAUAAACAGCUCUGAAAUGUA
Messenger RNA from Amphibalanus amphitrite, 2151 nucleotides. Its product is annotated as rhodanese domain-containing protein CG4456-like. The coding region runs from base 346 to 780 and encodes 144 amino acids. The transcript is spliced from 2 exons. Gene Ontology annotation, cellular component: mitochondrion. Gene Ontology annotation, molecular function: thiosulfate-cyanide sulfurtransferase activity. NCBI's taxonomy places the organism in Eukaryota, Metazoa, Arthropoda, Thecostraca, Balanomorpha, Balanidae. The record is from RefSeq and is a predicted model, not a curated record.